CGCCUCGGUCCUGCCGCCUGUUGUUCCCCAUGAAAGGCAUGAUGCCCGGCUCCAACACCCGAGAGCGCCUCCUCGAACAAGUGCCACCCAGAAGCGCCUCCUGCCUGCCAACCUGGACGCAAGCCACUGCGUUCGCCAACCUUUUGAAGACGAUGAUCGGCAGCGGGCUCCUGACGCUGCCUUGGGCGACGAGUCAAUUUGGCCUCGUCCUCUCGACAGUCGGCCUCGUGUACCUCGCGUACCUCUCGCAGGCGGCGAUCCGAAUGACCGUUCGCUGCGCCGCGCUCACCUCCUCGAGCCGCAAGUCGAUCCUCUCCGAGAUACGCGUCUCCCAGAUCUCGCAGUCCGGCGGUCGAGCUGGAGCGUCGGGCCCUUCCGUCACUCGCAGAGCAACCGUCCGCGACUCGCUCCGGCACUCGCAGAGCAACCGUUCGACGACGGACGGCGAGCCAAAGGACGUCGCGCGCACAGUCGUCAACAACGAGGGCGAUCCGAUGCGUCGCUCGACUGUCGUUUCCGACGGCCACGGAGCCGGCUCGUGGCAGAUCAUCUCGUCGGCUGCCUUCGGUGAGCCGGGACGACUGAUCACCCUCUUCUUCCUCCUCCUCGCCCAGUUUAGCCUGAGCGUGUCGUACUUUGACUAUGUGGCGACCACGACGGAGACCUACCUGCACGUGCCGCACCUCCAGAGCGUCUUCUGCGUCCUCGCGCUGCUCUCGAUGCUCUCGAUGCUCAAGCAGCUCAAGUCCGUCGCGUGGCUCUCCGCCGCCGCGCUCAUCAUCUACGUCUACGUCAUCGUGCUCGUCGGCUACUUUGGGGCACAGGAGCUCGUCGACCCGAGCGGCCCUGCAGGCGCCAACGCGACCGCGGCGGCGCCGCUCGCCCUCGCCAUCCCGUCGGGCCUCGGGCUGUGGUUCGGCCCGGCGCUCUUCGCCUUCGAAGGCAUGGGCACCGCUCUCUCCAUCUACGAGGCGAUGGAGGACGCCGACCCGCGGCCCUACUUUUCGGUCGUCUCGGCGUCGUACAGCGUCUCGCUCGUGCUCUACGGCGCGAUCGGCGUCUUUGGCUACGUUGCGUGGGGCGACGGCGUGCCGCGCGUCGUUGUGGACGCCUUCCCUGCGUACAACACGACGGACGGCAUGAGCCCGUCCUUCGAGGGCGAGCUGACGCUCGUGGCACACCUCGCGCUCGCGAUCAUCCUCGCCUUCUCCUUCGUGCUCCAGAUGACGCCCGUCUUCCAUGUGCUCGAGGAUGUCCUCCACGGCACGCCCUCCCCGCGCCUCCCGCCCAUCCUCUGGCCGCUCACGCGCGUGCUCAUCGUCGGCGCCGUCGCGCUCACCGGCACGCUGCUGCCCGACAUGGAGACGAUGGUCUCGCUCACCGGCUCCGUCGGCUUGUCGGCCAUCGGGUUCGUACUCCCUGGCCUCUUCUUCCUCAAGCUGCAGCCGCCGUCGCCAGGCGAAGUGGCCGCUGGCGGUGGCACGAGCACCGGCGGCAGCACGAGCGCCGCCUCGGUCGAGGAGGGUGAGCACGAGCGCCGCAUCCUCGAGUCGGCGGCGCUGGCCACGACGAUCAGGGCCAAGGAGACCGGCGAGCGGUGUGCGCGCCGGUGGGACACCUUCGUCGCGUGGCUCCUGGUCUUCACAGGCAUCGUUGGCGGCGCAUUAGGCCUCGUGGCCAGCUGUCAGCAACUCGCAAACGGCGACGCGUCGUAGGGAUGCGUGCUCCGACGAUGCCCCUACGUGAGAGUGGCGUGCGUUUCUGUAACACGCGGCGUGGCACGGUCGGACGCUGACGCCCACGCACGUAUUGGCCUGAUGGUGUACUCAGAGCUGUCGUCUGUGCUCGCGCGCAAGGGGUACAAUGCGGCGAGGAGAUGUACUGUCGGAUGGUUAGCGGAUAGCGGGGGCGUGCGGCGGGAUUGGCGUUGGGCGGCGGCGCCCGCGAGGAAGAAUGAACUCGGAGGCCACUUCGAGACAUUCGCCAAGAACGCUAGCUACAUGGGAGGGCUUCGUGAAGGAUGGAUUGAGAAAAACAUUCGAAC
Messenger RNA from Emiliania huxleyi CCMP1516, 2044 nucleotides. RefSeq lists its product as hypothetical. Gene Ontology annotation, molecular function: amino acid transmembrane transporter activity. Lineage: Eukaryota; Haptophyta; Isochrysidales; Noelaerhabdaceae. The transcript has a single exon. The record is from RefSeq and is a predicted model, not a curated record. Bases 30 to 1715 code for a protein of 561 amino acids. Gene Ontology annotation, biological process: amino acid transmembrane transport.